UAAAAAUUCGUUCAGUGCUAUUGUCCUUAUAACUUAAUUUUAAAAACUAUAUUUAUUCCAAUAAAUUAACUUAUUUUUCUUUCUUUGUUUUUUGAGUUUUCAAAAAGUAAAAAAGUGUGAAUAUUUUCGUAACUUAAUAUUUUCUAUAAUAAAAUUAAUUUAAUUGGACUUCACCAUAAAUUGAUUUUACAAAACUCAUUUUAAAAGUUUAUAUCAGACGUAUCCUUAUGGACGUAUCAGACGUAAAAAGACACGACCCGCCCACUACCUGCAGCAACAGAAGAACAAGCCCGGGCAAAUCCUUCAUCUCGUCUGUUCCAGAAGUUUAUUCGAACGGGGUUUUCUACGGAGCCGGAUAAUACUUCACGUACCUCAUAUGGGAUGGCCCUGUAAAUUGUGCAACACUGUGGUACCAGGAAAGAGUGACAUUUUAAAGCAUUAUAGACUGCAUCAUGGGACUUUUGGACACAGCCAUGCCUUGCCUUUUAUUCAUAUAGAUUGCCCAUGUUCUUUUAAAUCCUGGAGUUCCUUCCGCUCUCACCUCUCAAGAUACCACCCAGAAGCUAAAUCCUUCAUCUCACCACAAGAAAGCAAAUGGUGAUAUUGAAGCGCCACAUCUGUCUCCAACAUAACUCUUCUUAGAAAUGGAGCAAACUGUGAGAUUCCGGGUCCUCAUCGAUCAUGAAAUCAAGACACUCACUCUCAGCAGUGGCAUGCCCUCAACUGUGAAUGAGUUGGUUGCAGCUGUCAAAGAACAUUUUUCCAUCCCCACAGAUAUAAGUCUUCAAUACAAAGAUGAGGAAUUUGAUGACUUCUUCACCCUAACAUCUACCAAUGAGCUGAAAGAUAAGUGCACACUUAAAGUUGUGUAUACACCGCUGGAGUUGACGCUGACCGUUGUUCCCCAGGAAAGCACCCCAGAUGCCUCUGAUGUCAGCUCUCUCUGUGAGUGUACGAGUCUCAGUGGGAACUCAGUGGAUACCGUCAUUCCGAGUCCAUCCCCCUCUGAAAGGCAGAGCCCAUGGCCUGCUGUGUUUCCAAUUCCAACCUUCUCACACAACACUGAACUGGCCUUAAGACAAGGAAACGAGAUUUAUUUAAGAGAUGGCACCCCUAUGACAUCACCAAGUAUCAAAUCAGACAUCCUGGAGCGCCUGGCAGAGGCCAUGUUUUUCUACACAGCUUACCCCAAUGAUGCCCAGAGAUGUGCAGUGGCAGAGGCACUAGUUGCAAAGCAUCCCUGCUUAAAGGAGCCCGGAUCUUUUAAUGGAAUUUAUGGGUGGCAGGUAAGCCUAAAGUAUAAGUGUGGAAACUACCGGACAAAACGGAAAGCACUUGGAAGCACUGAACUCCUGAUAAACUCACUGAGAAACAAGUCAAGUGAUGAGCGAAAAGCUGCUAAAAAUGUCAAAAAACCAAAGAGGGCAGAGGUGAAUUACUUGCCCUCACACCCACAUGGUGAAACAGAUGACACCCUUGAGAAUCUGAGACUUGACCUAAUUGCUGCCCAUCAGACAAAGGACUCUGUCAGGAGCACAAAUGAUAUGAUGGCCAUAACAUACAGCUGGAGAAGACAGGAAGUUAUUACAAAGUCUCCUGGUGUGGCAGAAUUCAAGGAAAGAUGGCCUGCCCUCUUCGAACCAUUCCAGGUAAACGAGGAGUUCCGAAGAUGUACUGCGGUUUCCCUGGAAGCGACGUUUAUGUCACAGCUGGACAAAUACACCCCAAAGCUCCUAGAACUCUUUAGUGCCAAGGGAGGAGCAACUGGUCAACGCAUCAAAAAGUUGUUGAUGGAUCUGAUACAGGACCCAAGUGCCACUACAGUGAAGAAGAGAGAUGUCACUCUGAGAUGCCUCUUUGAGUAUAUGGGAGAGAGUGGACAGGAGCUUAUCUCGGAUUACUGUGGGGCCGCAGAGACCACUGUUCAUGAGUGACCUGAAAAUUAAGAACAUGAGCAUCUAUGUCUGCCGUGAGCCAGAUGCAGUAGGAAUCAUCAUUGAGGGAAUACCAGUCCUUACCAAUCUUGGAAACCUGGCCAAAGCAUGCUGCUUCCUGCUUGGGUUGACAUAUGCACUUAAUCUUGAGUAUCCAUCCAAGCUUUCCAAAACAUUUGAGGUGUUUCAAAGACUUUUCGUGGGACUUGACACACUGCGCCCAAAACCAAGCCCCAAGUUCAUGACCCUGAAAAACAAACUCCUUGCCUAGGCACUCAGACAUGACUGUCACUGCACUUGUGAACAGCUGUUUUCUUCUUUCUAUUUUCAACAUCAUUAUACAUUGGACAUUAUGGGUGUUAUGUCCAAUGUUAUAUUGGACAUAAUUGGACAUUCAGGGUGUUUUAAUGGUUUAUCCUUGUCAUGUUUUAUACUGUACACAGGUCAUACUUCCUGGUGUGAAAAAGUAAUUAUAUUUUAUACACACAAAAUAGACCUGCUAUGAAGCUGCACUUUAAAAACUGGUCAGUAGGUGAGAUCAGUGAGAUGUUUGACUAAAGAUGUUUCAAAAUAUUCACACACGCUGUGAAGGUAUUAUGCCAAGUUGAGGUCAGAUGGUCAUGCUUGUGACCUGUAAUGUUAGUGUUAAAAUGUUUCAAUAUUAUGUUCACACUGUACUGUUAAAAGGAUAGUUCACUUCAAAAUGAAAAUUCUGUCAUCAUUUACUCACCCUCAAGUUGUUUUAAACCUGUAUGAAUUUCUUUCCUCUACAGGACACAAGGAAGAUGUUUGAAGAAUGUCAGUAACCGAACAGUUAACUGGACCCAUUGACUUCCAUAUUAGAAAAAAAUAAAAAGACUAUGGAAGAACAUUCUUCAAAAUAUCUUCCUUGUGUUCAGCAGAAGAAAGAAAUUCAUACAGGUUUAAAACAACUUGAGGGUGAGUAAAUGAUGACAGAAUUUUCAUUUUGAAGUGAACUAUCCUUUUAAGGUGUUUUACUAACUUACUAUUUACAAGCUGAGGUCAUAUUUUGUUUAAUACAUGAAUACAGAAGUUCUUGAUUGUUUAUACUGUCCAGCUCAUUCCCACUAUUUGGAUAUGGCAUGUGAAUUGUUAAAAAAAUAGCAAGUGCCAGUUAACUUGAUAUUAAAGUUUUAAUAUUAUGUAUGUACACACAGUAAAAUAUACUGUGAAGGUGUUCUUCUAACCUGCACUUUAUAAGUUGAGGUCAUGCUUUUUUUUAAUGCAUGAAUAGAUGUUAUUGAUUGUUAACACUAUCCAGCUCAUUUUGAAUUUGGUUUGUAAAUUGUUACUUAAUUUUGUAACAUUAUGUACACAGAACUGUACUGUAAAGGUGUUCCACUAACCUGCACUUUAUUUGCUGAGGGCAUGUUUUCUUGAAUGCCUGAAUACCAAUGUUUAUACUGUCCAGCUCAUUGCUACUGUUUUGGAUAUGGCAAUGAUUUAAUAAAUGUUGGAAAUUGA
Micropterus salmoides (largemouth bass) is the source of this 3419-nucleotide messenger RNA. RefSeq lists its product as uncharacterized. Gene Ontology annotation, molecular function: protein binding. The transcript is spliced from 6 exons. Lineage: Eukaryota; Metazoa; Chordata; Actinopteri; Centrarchiformes; Centrarchidae. The record is from RefSeq and is a predicted model, not a curated record. The coding region runs from base 645 to 1934 and encodes 429 amino acids.